AUGAAUUUUUUUAUUUUAAUAAAUAUUUUAUUUCUGUUGAAUUUUGCUGCUGCUCAGUUUCCAAUACCGGAGGGAAAAACAUGUGCUGAUUAUUGUCAGUCAUCUUCUGUUUUUGACCCGAAUGAAUUGUUUACUGGAAUUUUUUACAUGACUGAAACAAUUCCUUAUUUCUAUGAUGAGGACAUAAGAUGUGGUUACUUUACCUUCACUGAACCUGAUGAAAACAAGUAUCAUUUCAUAGAAACUUUGACUCAGUAA
This is a messenger RNA of Clunio marinus, 258 nucleotides long. Lineage: Eukaryota; Metazoa; Arthropoda; Insecta; Diptera; Chironomidae. The record is from the annotation of a GenBank genome assembly.